This is a messenger RNA of Staurois parvus, 888 nucleotides long. The record is from the annotation of a GenBank genome assembly. NCBI's taxonomy places the organism in Eukaryota, Metazoa, Chordata, Amphibia, Anura, Ranidae.
AUGUUCACCACUUUGGUUGACCUAAAGUGGCACUUUAGCUUGUUUAUUUUCACUCUUGUGUACACAGUGACAUGGUUAUUUUUUGGCCUAAUUUGGUGGUUUAUUGCUUAUCUCAGAGGAGACCUGGAACAUUUAGGGGACAAGGACUGGGUUCCUUGUGUGGAGAAUCUAAAUGGCUUUGUCUCUGCUUUCCUCUUUUCCAUUGAGACAGAGACCACCAUUGGCUAUGGCUACCGAGUUAUUACGGAGAAAUGUCCCGAAGGAAUAGUUCUGCUUCUCAUUCAGGCAAUUCUUGGCUCUAUUGUUAAUGCACUCAUGGUAGGGUGCAUGUUUGUAAAGAUAAGCCAGCCAAAAAAACGAGCUGAAACCCUGAUGUUCUCCAACCAUACAGUGAUUUCCUUGCGGGAUGGCAAAUUAUGCCUCAUGUUUAGAGUAGGAGAUCUCCGAAGCUCCCAUAUUGUUGAGGCCUCAAUCCGAGCCAAACUCAUUAAAUCCAAGCAGACCAAGGAAGGAGAGUUCAUCCCACUCAAUCAGACGGACAUUAAUGUUGGCUUUGAUACAGGAGAUGACCGCCUCUUUCUGGUCUCCCCACUAAUCAUUUCACAUGAAAUCAAUGAAAAAAGCCCAUUCUGGGAGAUGUCCCGUGCACAACUUGAGAUGGAAGACUUCGAGAUUGUGGUCAUCUUAGAAGGCAUGGUGGAAGCUACAGGAAUGACCUGCCAAGCCCGCUGCUCCUAUGUGGACACAGAAGUUUUGUGGGGGCACCGCUUCACCCCAGUCCUUACCCUAGAAAAAGGUUUUUACGAAGUGGAUUAUACAAGCUUCCAUGAUACUUAUGAAACUCCCACACCAAGCUGCAGUGCCAAGGAGCUGGAGGCACUCCAGUAA